AUGAUUACAGAGGCGACCUGGAAAAAGAUAUCAUUCGCACUGGUCCAGGAACCCUACAUUGGUCGUAUAGGCGAGAUGAAGAAGUACCCAGGGACACGAAUAAUACAAUGUCACCGAGAACCCAACACCGAAAAGGUGAUCAAGGCAGCCAUUGUAUUGUUCGACGACACCAUUAACAUAACCCAGUGUCCCGAUCUAACAACGGAAAAUAUAGCAGUCGCCAAGUUGAGGACAGGGACCUGGGAGAUGGGAGUGGUGUCUGUCUAUCUGGAGUGCAACAAACCAAUCGUCCCAUACCUGGACACGAUCGAAAAGGCCGUGGAAGCUUUGGGGAAUGUAAACGUGAUAUUUGGUGGAGACGUGAACGCAUGGAACACCUGGUGGGGAAGCCGAGAGACGGAUAGUAGAGGAAUGGAGGUGGCUGCCAAGCUCGACGAAUUGGAGCUUCACCUACUCAACAGGGGAACUGAUCCCACCUUUGACACCAUCAGGGGUGGGAGAAGGUUUACCAGCUGUGUGGACAUAACUACCUGUUCGACGCGCCUGCUAGGGAGGGUAGAAAACUGGAGGCUUUCUGAAGAGAUAACUGGUUCGGACCACAGGGCAAUACUAUUCGACAUCAAUUUAGAAAAGUCAAUUGGCACCGACAUAGAUAGAACAACAAGAAAAUUUAACACUAAAAACGCAAACUGGAGCGAGUUUCGUGAGAAACUCCUCCAUAUUUGGAGCAGAAAAUCAAUUAACAAAAUAGAAAUAGACAAGAUAGAAACCAGAAAAGAACUAGAAACAAAAAUAGUAGAAGUGACAAAUGCAAUAAUAGAAGUGUGUGAAAAAUAUUUACCCAAAUUAAAAAACAAAAAACGCAUGGGGUUGCCCUGGUGGACCGAGGAGUUGACAAAGCGCAAGAAGGAAGUCUCCAGACUAAAGCGUCGUAUAUCAUAUGCAGCACCAAUUCGUCGAGAGUGGGUGGUGGAACAGUACCUUAAUGCAAAGAACGAGUACCAUCAUGAAGUCAAAAGCGCCCAAACUUCCAGCUGGAAGGACUUUUGCAGUAGACAAGAACGAGAGUCAAUGUGGGAUAGUAUCUACAGAGUGAUAGGCCGCACAACACAGAGGCAGGAGGACGUUCCUCUUGCCCUGAAUGGGAGAAUCAUGGGAAAUGAAGAAUCAGCAAAGACUCUGGCUGAGACUUUCUAUCCGGAUGAUGAUGUUCGGGAAGAUGAUCCAGGACACAGGCAGAUAAGAGAGACAGCAGGAGUAGUAAAUGAAGGGUCACAUGAUGAUUCAUGUGACCCACCUUUUACCAUGGAAGAGCUAAAGUGGUCUGUGUCUGGUUUCAACCCUAAAAAAGCACCAGGAUACGACGGUCUCACAGCUGACAUUUGUGAAGCAGCAAUUGGUUUGGAUCCGACAAUGUUUCUGGCGCUUGCCAAUAAAUGUCUCAGUCUGGCACACUUCCCCAGAAAAUGGAAAGAGGCAGUUAUAGUGGUACUACGGAAACCGGGAAAAGUAGACUACACACAUCCCAAGUCUUAUAGACCAAUUGGACUGCUCCCUGUCCUGGGAAAAAUUUUCGAAAAGAUGUUGGUUCGAAGGAUAAAAUGGCACAUCAUUCCCAACAUCAGCAGUAAACAAUAUGGUUUCAUGCCACAGCGCAGUACCGAAGACUCCCUCUAUGACAUGAUGCAGCACAUAAAAUCCAAAUUGAAGAACAAAGAAUUGAUUGUACUCGUAUCCUUAGACAUAGAGGGAGCCUUCGAUAACGCUUGGUGGCCAGCAAUAAGAUGCAGACUAGCAGAGACGAGGUGCCCAAUAAACCUAAGGCGCCUCAUAGACAGUUACUUCGAAGACAGAACAGUAUGCAUCAGGUACAGUGGAGCGGAAUGGGUCAAAAAGACAACAAAGGGAUGUGUGCAAGGCUCGAUAGGAGGUCCUAUUUACUGGAAUUUGUUGCUCGACCCACUAUUAAAGGAGUUAAGCGACAAAGGGGAAUACUGCCAGGCAUUCGCAGACGAUGUGGUCCUGAUGUUCUCCGGGCAGCGGGCAUUAGAUGUGCAAGAGCGAGCCAACGCAGUUCUCGCACAUGUUCAGAAGUGGGGAGUCAGAAAUAAGCUUAAAUUUGCGCCGCAUAAAACAAAAGCUAUGGUGAUCACAAAUAAGAUAAAGUAUACCGCAAACUGUUGCGGAGUCUGCAGAAGUUUGCAUAAAAGAGAAGAGCAUCCCAGCCAAUAA
Parnassius mnemosyne (clouded apollo) is the source of this 2232-nucleotide messenger RNA. The record is from the annotation of a GenBank genome assembly. Lineage: Eukaryota; Metazoa; Arthropoda; Insecta; Lepidoptera; Papilionidae.